Messenger RNA from Fusarium venenatum, 192 nucleotides. The record is from RefSeq and is a predicted model, not a curated record. NCBI's taxonomy places the organism in Eukaryota, Fungi, Ascomycota, Sordariomycetes, Hypocreales, Nectriaceae.
AUGUACUCUGGCUUUUCUUUUAGCUCUUCUUCAAAUGGGACUGUGGGCUUGAGCUUUUGGGAAGAAGAGCUGAGACAGGGAUAUCGCAGAUCUCGCUUGGACCAUCUUCAGGUCCAGCAGCACGUACCAGGGUCGUGCGAGAAUCCUUCAGACUCCGUCGGACAAUACGUUCAACCCGAACAUGACGAGUAA